CCUCGCCCUUCUCCCCGUUUGAAGGCUUCCCCAAGUCCUCCACCAUCGACUUCAGCACCGUGGGGGGCCACGGGGGGCCCCCCUCCUCGUCAACGCAGCAGGGGGCCCAUGGGGGCCCCCCCGCCUCGUCGUUGCAGCAGGGGGCCCAAGGGGGGGCCAACGCCGACCGCUACGCGGCGCUAGCCGACCUGGACAACCUGUUUGGAGCAGGGCCGGCGUCACAGGGUGCGGAGGGCAGCCGCGCCUCCCAGGCUGCCCCAGCCGGAGACCCCUUCACUUCCGGGUCAAAAGCAAGCCACGGAUUCACGUCAGCGGCCACGCCGUUCGCUUCCGGCGCUGCCUCAGGGCACGCCUUCACUUCCGGAGCGACAGGAAGUCAGGCCUUCACUUCCGGGGCGACAGGAAGUCAAGCGUUGUUCACUUCCGGGGCGACAGGAAGUCAGGCGUUCCCCUCUGACGCGCAGAGCUUCCCCGCGGCCACGAGAGUGAAUCCCUUCCAGACGAACGGGUUUAUCGGGGCGGCUGAUGCGUUUGCUUCCUCAGUGACUGGACUCCCAGUGCAACCACAGCAUCAACAGCAGCAGCAUCAUCAGCAGCAUCACAGCAACUUCCCUGGGCAGCAGGCCUCCUUUCAAGGGCAGCAGAUGGCGUUUUCAGGGCAGCAGCAACAUCACCAGGCCUCCUUCCAAGGGCAACAGAGCUCUUUUCCGCCAGGGCAGCCACACCAACAGGGUGCCUUCCAGGGGCAGCAGACCUUCCAGGGGCAGCAGGCCUUCCAGGGGCAGCAACAGCCGCAGCAGCAUCCGAGCGCCUUUCAAGGGCAGCAGACCUCAUUUCCAGCGCAGCAGAGUUUGUUUCCUGGGCAGCAGCAGCAUCAUCAGCAGCAUCAGCAGCAUCAGCAGCAUCAGCAGCAGCAUCAGCAGCAGCAGCAGCAUCAACAGCAGCAUCAACAGCAGCAGCAUCAGCAGCAGCAGCAGAGUAACUUUCAAGGGCAGCAGCAGAGUUCAUUUGCGGGGCAACAGGGAUUUUUUCCGGCGCAGCAAAGUGCGUUCCCGAAGCCAGCCGGAAUGUUUCCGGGCCAAGGCGGAUCCUUUCCCGGAGCCGCUCCAUCGAUUCCGUCUCUCCCGGGGACGUACCCGGCUCACCCCGCCUCCUACGGGCAGCAGCCUCCGCCGUACCACGCUCACCAGGCUCCUGCUCGCCAAGCUCCUGCUUCCCAGCAGGCUGCUCACCAGGCGGCAGCUCCUCAUCCCCACCACGCUGCACAGGGUCAGCAGAACGGCACUGGAGCCGCCGGGGCCUUCGGACAACUUAAACCAACGGCCACCUCGAUGGCAACCAAUCCGUUUGUGUCCAACUUUGGGCAGGGACCAAAUCAGUCAAGCAGUGGAGCUACGAAUCCCUUCCUUUAGCUGCCCCUGCUGCUUCCCAGUGCCCUGCUGAGGUCGGGUCGCCUGCGGAGGUGCAGUGAGGGCAGCAGGGCACUCGCCCUCCCUGCCGCCGUCCCCCACCUCCACUGGCACGCACUGACCAGCGUGGGGAAGUAUGGUCAAAUGGCCCCCGCCACCCAUCCUGCAUUGGAUUGACAAGACAAACUGCACGUGCUCAUCACUGCAACACUCAUCACUGCAACACGCAUCACUGCAACACUCAUCACACUCAUCACUGUAACACUCAUCACACUCAUCACUGCAACACUCAUCACACUCAUCACUGCAACACUCAUCACACUCAUCACUGCAACACUCAUCACACUCAUCACUGCAACACUCAUCACACUCAUCACUGCAACACUCAUCACUGUCCCACUCAUCACUGCAACACUCAUCACACUCAUCACUGCAACACUCAUCACACUCAUCACUGUCCCACUCAUCACUGCAACACUCAUCACACUCAUCACUGCAACACUCAUCACACUCAUCACUGCAACACUCAUCACACUCAUCACUGCAACACUCAUCACUGCAACACUCAUCACACUCAUCACUGCAACACUCAUCACACUCAUCACUGCAACACUCAUCACUGCAACACUCAUCACACUCAUCACUGC
Molecule: messenger RNA, 2056 nt
Organism: Lethenteron reissneri (Far Eastern brook lamprey)
Lineage: Eukaryota; Metazoa; Chordata; Hyperoartia; Petromyzontiformes; Petromyzontidae
Product: putative cyclin-dependent serine/threonine-protein kinase DDB_G0272797/DDB_G0274007
Source: RefSeq, a predicted model, not a curated record